GUUUACAUCAUCACAUGAAAUCAAGACCUUUAAAAGGCUCUUCAUAAAAGCACCCCACAGAAGUCAAACUGCAGCAGAGAGAUAGGACAUCUGAAAGGACAACAUUAAUACAGAUGCUCCUUGUGACCUUGUCAUUACUGAUAUUCUUUAUAAAGGUGCAAAAUGGCUGUAGCACGAAUGCCAAUGGCUGCUUCAAGAACAAGAAAUGAAAAUGAGGACGACUACAGUGCUUAUGCGAACAUGUCUGAUGAAGAGCUGUUGCAGUUGGCUAUUGAACGAAGUCUAGCGGAUAGCAACUUCACCCCACGUCAGAAUCAACAAAUUCAUUCCCACGUGAUGCCAAGUACUUCUUCGGCAACGCAAAGGACCCCAAGAAACCCUAACCCAUGCAGUCUCCAUGUGACCGCCUCUGCUAACCCUCCCAGUCAGAAUCAUUGUCAAAAAAUUAGCAGAGAUAGUUCAAAUCAUAUCUUUAAUACGACUGAAGACAAGGUGAUUGCUUGGACUAGGUACAAUGGACACCUGCGGGUAACAGUGGAGCCUGUGGAUGAUUUAGACCCUUUUCUCUCAGCGAUUUGGAAAGGUAAUGCAAAGGCUUUAGAAGAGAUGAUUCCUUCAAGACUUCACAUUCUUGAUGAACCCAAUAAGGAAGGGUCGAUUCCACUUCAUGAAUGUGCAUUCUAUGGUCAUGUUGAAUGCCUUAAGAUUUUACUUGAUGCCAGGCCGGAUACAAUCAACAAACGAAUGAAUAAGAAUCAGACAGCGCUUUAUGUGGCUGUGAGUCGCAAACAUUUUUCUUGUGUCGACUAUCUCCUGAGACAAGGUGCCGAUCCCAACCUUGCAAAUAGCCAGUGGGAGACACCACUGAUUAAAGCAUGUGAGAAAGGGAAUGAAGCAAUAGUGAGGGUUCUUUUGAAGUUUGGAGCCUCACCGAACAAAGCCUGUGUUCAAGGUGGAACUCCACUACAUGAAGCAGUGGGGCACAUAAACUUAGAGAUUUGUAAGAUGUUGCUACAAGCAGGGGCAAAUCCAAAAGCCAAAAAUAUUUAUGGCAUUGAUUCUGUGUUUACGGCCGCUCAGUGUGGUGCUGUCGAUGUGCUUAACCUUCUACUUUCAAAAGAUGAAAAUGUCAAUACCCAGGCGAAUGAUGGUGCAACUGCACUGUUUGAAGCUUCUAAGAAUGGCCAUACUGAAAUUGUUAAGGUCCUUUUGUCAAAAAAUGCUGACGUUAACAAAGCCAACAAGACUGGAUUGCUUCCUAUUCAUGUCGCAGCAAAAAAUGGUCAUAACAGAAUUGUUGCCAUGCUAAUCCCUGAAACCAGUAGAGCUAAAGUAGGAUGGUGUGGCAUUAGUCCCCUCCACUUUGCCGCAGAACGUAACAGAGAUGAUGUUCUAGAAACUUUAAUCGAAGCUGGGUAUGAUGUCAACGCAACACUGUCAGAUAGUUGGUCGAAGAUGUAUGAAGAUCGCCGCAGCACCGCUCUGUACUCGGCUGUGGUGAACAGAAACCUAGAGGCAGCCAGCAUGCUGUUAGAAGCGGGCGCUGACCCAAACCUGGACAUCUUCAAUCCUCUUCUAGUGGCAGCGAGGAAAGCAUGCAUAGAAAUGGUGAUGUUGCUGAUUAAGUAUGGUGCAAAUGUCAACGCCUUACUACCAACUCAUCCCACGACCUUCCCGGCAGUGUUAGUUUUUUGCGUGAACUAUUUGGCAAUGAUGAAGUACGUCCUGGACAAUGGCUGUGAUGCAGUGGCAUGUUUUAGUUGUCAGUAUGGAAAUAAUCCUCAUCCUCCAAUAAAAACAAGACGAAACACAAGAGAAACAUUGUAUUAUUUAUAUGAUGAGCCAUCUGAUGACUGUUUACAGUUUUGUGAGAUCCUUUCUGCUCCAUUGAUCAGCCACUGCGUAGGACCCAUCAUUGACAUGUUGCUUGACUAUGUGGGCCAUGUAAAACUUUGCUCUAGAGUGGCUGAACAUCUAGACAGCAACAGAGAUUGGGCACUUAUUAAAGAUAAAACUGUUUCUCCUUGCACCUUGAUGCACCUGAGCAGACUGAAGAUUCGGCAACAAGUGGGAGUACACAGACUGAGGCGUAUACCGGCUCUUCCUCUCCCCAGGAGAAUAAUCAAGUUUUUGAUCUAUGAACGAGAAUCAUUUGAGGGUGCCAUGUAUUGAAUGUUUACAUUCUUAAAGGGAUAGUUCACCCAAAAAUGAUCAUGUUGUUCAAAACCUGUAUGAGCUCUGUGUACUGCUGAACACAAAUUUUAGAUAUUUUGAGCAAUGUUUGUAACCAAAGCGUUUUUGAGCACCAUUGACUUCCAUAGGAUUUGACUAUCCUACUAUACAAGUCAAUGGUGCUCCUGUUUCCUACUUGAUUACUAAUAUCUUCCUUUGUGUUCAUCAAAACAAAUACAUGUAUACAGGUUUGGAACUUGAGGGUGAGCAAAAAAUGAAUUUUCAUUUUUGGGUGAACCAUCCCUUUAAUGAUUGCUUGAAUAUGAUCAAGAUGUACAGAGUGAUGUUAAUGUAAAUUAGUCAUUAAAUACGCUUUAUUCAGCCUGCCGUCAUAUUGAUUCCAAAACUAGGCUGUGAGGAAUAGACGUCCAGAGCUUUAAAUGUAUUGUUGGUCAUUCAGCCAUCAAAACACAGAAAAUACACACUGUUACAAAUUUCUGUACAAAUUUACUGGCAGCUGUUUGCUAGUAACUUACUGUAGAUUUAAAUUAUUUACUGGCAACAGUUUGUUUAAAGUUAAAUAAACAUUAAACAUUAACAAGUCUUUAUCUUUACAGAAUAAAACUAAAAUAACAGCCUUAUGCAAAGCAUUCUGGGAGUCAAAAUUUAAAGGGACAAAAAUGAAAAAGGUUGAUGAGGAUUUCUGUUUUCCAGAAUGCUCUGCAUGAGGCUGUUAUUUUAUAGUUUUAUUCUGUAAAGAUAAAAACCUGUUAAUGUUUAAUAUUCAUUUAACUUGGAACCAAGUGUUGCCAGUAAAUUACAUAUAUUUAAAUCUACAGUAAGUAACUGCCAAACAGCUGCAUAACUACAGCAACUUUUUUACAGCAUCAUUUAACAAAUUUCCACAGAAAUAAUGCAUUGUUAAAAUAAGAAGGGACAUAUGACCUAAUUUUGAGAUAAGAGUAGCGUUUUGUUCAGUGACGGCCCGUGACUGUUUAUACGAGGGGCGCAAAUUCAAAAUAAGUGUUCGGAGUGUCAUGUGUGUUGGUCGUGUUUUCAAAAUAUGUGUUUGUUGCAUCAUGUGAACCAUGUGCAUCACGUGUUUUGUCAAAAUAAGUGCCUGCUGCACACGCGUCAAAACCGUUUAUGAUAAAAGAGACGCUCACGUAAAAAAAAAGUAAGAGACUCCCUUAACAGUAAACUCUGAUUACGCAUGAAAUUAUGCGAGUAUCUGGAAAACGCGAGUGUCUCUUUUAUCAUAAACCCUUUAGACGGGUCUGCAGCAGGCACUUAUGAUGCACAUAGUAUCGCUCGAUGGGCAGAACACAUAUUUUGAAAUAUACCACACACAUACAUGUUGUGACGAACUUCGCAUCAAGCACCCUCGAAUAAAGAAGUCGCCGGCCGCCAAUGGUUUUGUUAUUAGCCUGUUGCCUAAUCACUAAUUUCUAAUGUUGUAAGCAUGCUUACUUUU
Messenger RNA from Misgurnus anguillicaudatus (oriental weatherfish), 3646 nucleotides. It is a transcript of the gene asb2a.2, whose product is annotated as ankyrin repeat and SOCS box containing 2a, tandem duplicate 2. Gene Ontology annotation, molecular function: protein binding. The record is from RefSeq and is a predicted model, not a curated record. NCBI's taxonomy places the organism in Eukaryota, Metazoa, Chordata, Actinopteri, Cypriniformes, Cobitidae. Gene Ontology annotation, biological process: intracellular signal transduction.